Messenger RNA from Nicotiana tabacum (common tobacco), 2080 nucleotides. NCBI's taxonomy places the organism in Eukaryota, Viridiplantae, Streptophyta, Magnoliopsida, Solanales, Solanaceae. The record is from RefSeq and is a predicted model, not a curated record.
AUAAACACUUUGACGCAAUAGAGCGAACCCGGACGAAACAAGAAAAGCCAGAAAAUCUGUUGUAUAAAUACGCCCAAAAUCGAAACCGGCAAUCCCUCUCUACAAAUUAUUGAAACAUUACUCUCACGCUCUGUGAUGUCUCUCCUCUAACGUUCAAAGUCUUAACGUUCAUUAGGAGUUGGUGACCUAAGAUGGGUUACGAAUCUGGUGGCACAUCCCGUGAUGGGCGUGAUGAAGAUGAUGAGGACGAAUAUGAGGAAGCUGGUGGUGGUAACCGGCUUUUGGGAUUUAUGUUCGGAAAUGUUGACUACUCUGGUGAUCUUGAUGUUGAUUACCUUGAUGAGGAUGCGAAGGAGCAUCUUGCUGCUUUAGCUGACAAGCUUGGUCCGUCUCUGACAGAAAUAGAUUUGUCAGCGAAGUCACCACAAGCAUCUGCAGAUGCUGCUGAACAAGAUUAUGAUGAGAAGGCAGAAGAUGCUGUAGAUUAUGAGGACAUUGAUGAGCAGUAUGAAGGACCUGAGGUACAAACUUUUACCGAAGAGGACCUAUUAUUGCCGAAGAGGAAUUAUUUUUCAUCAGAAGUAUCUUUAGCUACUUUGGAGAAUCGUGGUUCUGUUUUCGAUGAUGAAAACUAUGAUGAGGAUGAUAAUGAAGAGGAGAAGGAACAGGAGGUGGUAGAGAACGCUGCUGAAGUUCAACCUACUCCUGAAAAAGGGGAGUACAACAAUGAUGCUGAAGUGAUUUUUCAUGGGAAGAAGCUUCCAGAAGAAGUUCUAUCCCCGGAUGCUCCCGAAUCUAGUGAAGAUCUUCAAGAGGAAGAACCUCUUACUAUGGAAGAGCCAGUUGAUGGUCAAAGCUCUCUGCCUCUACCUGUUCUUUGUGUAGAAGAUGGGAUAGCAAUUCUAAAGUUCUCCGAAAUUUUUGCCCUCCAUCGACCUCGGAAGAAAGCAGAUAAGAGGGAGCGACGAUGCUCUGUUCCCAAAGACAAAUACAAGGCCAUGGACACACUGGAUAUUGUUGAAGAAGAUGAAGUUACAUUACUGAGAGGGUCCUAUCAAGACUUUCCUUGGUUGAGGAGGGCCCAUGUACAUCAAGAUAGUGCUUUAACGUUCCUGGAUAAUGAACCAGGAACAGUUCAAGGGAUUGAUGACUUGAAGCCAAAAGUUGAGCAAAAGGAUUCUUGGUGUAGUGCUAAACCAAUGAUAGAAAAUCUAUCAAUGGAUCUUUCUCCUGAUUGGAGCUCACCUAUCUGUCCGGAGUUCUAUCCUCUUGAUCAGCAAGACUGGGAGGAUAGAAUUAUUUGGGAUAAUUCUCCUCCAGUGAGUGAUAAUACUGCUGAAAGUUGCGAGAUUUCUGGACCUGAUUGUGAAGCAUUGACUCAUAAACAACCGGAUGUGGAGGCCGAGUCUCAAUGUUUUCAGUCAGAAAAAGAAAUGGAACCCCAUGAGAAAGGUCACAGCUCCUUUUUUUCUUGCAGUGUUUCUGUGGAGCCUUUUGGUUCAAAACAACCUUCAGGACACCUGGAUAUUUCAUUAUCAGAAGGAAGAUAUCACCCUCAGCUUUUGAGAUUAGAGUCUCGCUUGAAUGCAGAUAGGCAAAAGAGCACAGAUACUGUAAAAGAUGGAGCCACUGAUGAAAGCCUUAGCAGCGAUGCCUUAAGGCGAUUUAGCAAGCUUACAUUACAAAACAGAGAUAUAAUGGAGGAAUCUUGGGUGGACAACAUUAUUUGGGAACCAGAUCAACCCUUUCCGAAGCCAAAGCUCAUAUAUGAUCUUCAAGACGAACAAAUGCUUUUCGAAGUUUUGGAUAACAGGGAUGGGCAACAGCUUCUGCAUCAUGCUGGAGCAAUGAUCACAACCGGUUUAAUAAAGCCCAGUAAUGGUGAUUCUGCCGAGUUAUAUGGACUCGGUGGUUUAUCCGGGCGUUUUAAUAUUGCCAAUGACAAAUUCUAUCUGAACAGGAAGUCAACUCAGCAACUAAAAUCACAUUCAAAGAAACGCACUGCUCAUGGUCUCAAAGUUCUGCACUCAAUCCCAGCUCUUAAGCUGCAGACAAUGAAGGCUAAGCUAAGCAAGUAAGU